AUGGAGCACCAGAUUCUCGUUUCGGCCAUUUUGGGCAUCCUAUUUGUGCUAUAUUUGACUCGACUAUGGCUGCUCCCGAGACCGCUUCCAGGAAUCCCGUACCGUCAAGAUUCAGCGCAAAGCAUUCUGGGAGAUGGAUUGGCCAUGAUGAGAGAGCUGGCCGGGACGGACGACACUUGGAUGCAGUGGGUGGAGCGUCAGCUUCAGCAGCUGGACUCGCCCAUGAUGCAGAUUUUCCUCCCGCUCAAGCCGCCCGUCGUCAUUGUGGGAGAUUACGAAGAAGCACGCGAUAUCCUGAUGCGGCGCUGCCCCCGCGAGUUUGACCGAUCCAAGCUCCUUGGCGAUUUGCUUCAGGGAGCGCUCCCAGACGCGCAUAUCAUGCUGCGCACGGACGACAAGUUCCGAGGCCACCGCCGGCUGCUGCAGGACCUGAUGUCUCCCGGCUUCCUGCGAGACGUGGCGGCGCCCAACAUCUACACGCAGGCCUGUCAGCUAGUGCGGCUCUGGGAGACCAAGGCCCGUGUUGCGGCCGGGCGGCCCUUUGACGCCAGUGAUGAUAUAUUCAAGGCAGCCCUGGAUGCCGUCUUCGGCUUCGCGUUUGGGCCGAGCUGGCCACACAGCGCGUUGCAGCCAAGCAUGGAUGCCAUGGAUGCCAUGGAUGCCAUGGACGUCGUGGAUGAGCUCGCCGGCACUGGUGGGCGGCAUGAGGCACGGGACUCUCCGGUCGCGUUCCAGGAAGGCCCAUCUGACGAAGUCGUGGCAGCAACGCUGGAGCUCGUGGCGGCCGUCGAAAAGGUUCAGGGGACCCUGUCGAUGAAACUCACGUGGGCGCUACUCUCGCUUACGCCCGCCCUACGGAAGGCGCGGAGAGUCCGGGACGCUUACGUGCUUAAGGCUUUGCGGGGCGCAGUGGGGUUGGCUGACGAAUCCGCGGGGCAGAUUCGCCGGCCCGACGUCGCUAGUGCCGUCGACCAUAUGGUGCUCCGUGAGCAGAAAAUGGCCAACGACGCAGGGCGGCGGACCGACUUCUUUUCAUCGGCCAUGCGCGGCGAGCUGUUUGGCUUCAUCGUCGGCGGCCAUGAUACCACGAGCACCACCGUCGCCUGGGGGGUCAAGUAUCUCGCCGACCAUGCCGCCGUACAGGACCGUCUGCGCGCUGCUCUGCACACCGCCUGUCUGACAGCAAAGACGGAGCGCCGCAGUCCCUCGGCCGACGAGAUUCUGGCACUCCGCGUCCCAUACCUCGAUGCAGUCAUCGAGGAAAUCCUCCGCUGCGGGGGAACCACGCCUGGCCUGGAUCGCGAGGCCAUGGUCGAUACGCAGAUUCUCGGCCACGCUAUCCCCAAAGGCACCACUGUGCUGAUGCUAACUCAGGGCCCAAGCAUCCGCAGCCCGCCCAUGCGUGUUGACGACCACCUUCGCAGUGCCACCUACCUUGCCAGUGCCAAGGGCGCAGGCCACGGUCGCUCUUGGAAAAACCAUGAUCCCCAGGCCUUCUGUCCAGAUCGAUGGCUGGUCCCAUCGCAAGACCCUCACAGCCAAGCUAUGAAUCAGCAUGUCUUUGACAGCACAGCUGGCCCAACCCUUGCCUUUGGUCUCGGACCGAGAGCCUGUUGGGGAAGGAGGCUGGCGUACGUGGAACUGCGCCUCUAUCUGGUGCUGAUUGUUUGGAAUUUUCAUCUGUCCGAUUGUCCGCCCGAAUUAUCUAGCUAUAGCUCGAUUGCCGGCAUUACGAGUAAGCCAAAGCAGUGCUAUGUGCGACUAACUACAAUUUGUCCAUGA
This is a messenger RNA of Ascochyta rabiei, 1782 nucleotides long. RefSeq lists its product as uncharacterized. Gene Ontology annotation, molecular function: heme binding; oxidoreductase activity, acting on paired donors, with incorporation or reduction of molecular oxygen; monooxygenase activity. Lineage: Eukaryota; Fungi; Ascomycota; Dothideomycetes; Pleosporales; Didymellaceae. Bases 1 to 1782 code for a protein of 593 amino acids. The transcript is spliced from 2 exons. The record is from RefSeq and is a predicted model, not a curated record.